This is a messenger RNA of Microbotryum saponariae, 3115 nucleotides long. The record is from the annotation of a GenBank genome assembly. NCBI's taxonomy places the organism in Eukaryota, Fungi, Basidiomycota, Microbotryomycetes, Microbotryales, Microbotryaceae.
AUGAUUUGGCGGUCAUCAACAAUCAGAUUCGUCUGGGUCGCACUGUUCGCUACCAAUGUUGUCGCCAAGUCGGAAGUGUUCUGUAAGCUGGCACUGACGCCGGGGUCGCGUCGGCCGAGCCGCGACGACAUCGUGGCACCGAGUUGAGACUGACACUGCUUGCUCCGUUUUCGUAUCGACUGAUCCCCCUCGAUCCCCCUCGAUCGUCCUCGCCAUCAUCUCGCUGCUGGAUCCCUACUGGGCCGUGCAGAUGCCAGUGCGGUCUCGUAUUGCUCUGCAGCUCGAGCGAUCGAAGUUAAAGAGUUUUUGCUGCAGUACGACAGUGAGUCCAUUGUCCGAUUUCGGUCGUUGAGUUGGCCGGCCCAGCCCGCCAGGGACGGCGCCCCGACCUCGGAGUUGACGAGCUCGCGUGUCUCGGUUCUGCCUGCGAAAAUGAACUCUGAGACUGACCUCCUCUAUCAACACCCCGCAGAUAUCGACAAGACCAUAUCGUUCGACAUCAAUGCCGCGAGUGUUGAGCCCGACACUAGAGCCAUCAUCUCGUUGCAGUUGACUGCCUAUGGGAUCCAAGGUACGUUCUCACUCGCUCGCUCGCGGGCUCGGCAGCCCGAUCAUGCAUAUCCUUCGACUCCUUCUUCGGCGCUGUAAUCGGUGGCACCGUCUUGGCCGGACACCAGACAUUGGUUCUCUUCAUUGCGACGCCCAAGCUGAACGACAACACCUCUACCUCUAGCCGUCAACGUGAGCAUCAACCUGUGCACCACCCUCAGCGGUGUCAUGUGUCCCCUGCCGCAGUACAACUUCGUCGCCAGCGCGAGUGAGUUUUCCGGCAACGACUCGAUCGAUGCUGAUCGAGCUGACCUCGAAGUCGAUGGGGUGUGUUGUCUUCCCUCCUGUCUAGCGUUACCGCUCCCUACCUCCAUCCAAGACGAGGUCAAAAUCCCUGCGAUUGGCUAUCGGAUACCCGAUUUGGAAGCCGUCGCAACCGUUCGGCUUCUGAGCGUCGCGAACGGAUCGGAAGCGACUUGCCUGCGGGUGCGAUUGAGCAACGGCGAGUCGGUGCGAUGGGCAGGCGUAUCGUGGGCAACCGCUGGACUCAUGCUCGGUGCGAUCGUACUCGGACUGCUACGGAUGUUCGUGAACUUUUGGCAAGGUGACACCGAAGCGAUGCAGCGAGGUCGGACGAAAGAAAGGCUGCUUGAGAUCAUUGGCUGGUAUCAAUUUGUCGCCGUCUCGGGUUUGCUCUCCCUCGACUACCCGCUCAUCUACAACAGCUUCACCACAAACUUUGCAUGGGCCUUGGGCCUGGUCUAUAUCCAGCCUUUCCAGCAGUCGAUCGACGACCUACGUGAUCGAACAGGGGGCAACUUGACCCGUCUUGCGGGGUCGCUGAACCUCGUAGGUGGGACCGAAAAAGCGCGACAGGUCUCGUUCGCGACUUCGAGUCGACAGGCGCCAAACCUGGAUAGGCGUUCAAUUUUUCUCUCCGACAUGCUGGCUAGCCUACGCCCCUCUGCUGCCUUCAACACAUCAACGUCAUGGAAUGCACGUGGUAGCCGACCGUGGACUAGCAAUUUGCAAACUCGGCUGGCCGAGGUUGCGGACCAUGCGGUUACGACGAUCAAGAAGAGGGCUUUGAAUGGAACGGAUCGGGCGACGACGGCCGCAGAUUAUGCCGUUCCCAAGGUGACCGAACAGGACACCUACUCGUCGCUCGACUUUGGUAUCCCUCGCUUCGUGUUCCAGUGGCACAUCUCACCUUAUAAUGCCUUCAUGACCGUUUUCCUCUCCUUCUUGCUCCUUCUCGCGUUCCUUCUCGCUGUCGCCAUCAUCCUUGCGAUCCCCUUUGGCUUGAUGUCGUGGAGGGCCGCCAAGCGCAACGGUGGAAAGCGUAGCCUCGACAUUCGACACGGCGUGGCUUCAACGCUCUUCCUCUCCACUGCGUUACGAGUGGUGAGUGGUCCACUGAGCUGCGCAAUACACAAUACAGAUCUCAAAACUGAUCUGUACCUCGUCGUCGCUUCUGCAGCUUCUCAUCUCGUGGUUUCCAUUGACACUGUUUACCUUCUUCCAAUGGAAGCUCGGCUCUUCCGAUGUGAGCCCUACCACCCUCGGCUUCUGGGAAGCGAGUCUCUUUACUGAUCCAAGCCAGCCUUCCUUGUCUCUCAGUCCUACGCACCUAUCAUUCUUUCCGUCUUUAUUUUCCUUACCACAACAGCUUCUCUCGUCGGCCUCGCAUUCCUCUGCAUCCGGAAUGUUCGCCGGCAUUCGGCCGACAAGCUGCUCGUCUUGGGUGGCGCGGCCUACACCCCUUUCUGGAACCCGUUCAAGCCCGCGAGGUGGUGGUUCUUCAUUCCACUUCUCGUGGCUUCCUUUGCUGAGGUGGCAUUCGUCGCUUUUGCUCAGGUAAGUCAUAGAAGGGCACUGCUGUAUGCCUAUGCCCCAUCGGUGCUGACGUUCUGAUCCUUUUCGACGCCUACCUCAGAACCGCGGCUGGGUCCAAUCCGUCGCCAUGCUCGUCAUCGAGCUCUUCAUCCUCAUUCUCAUGUGCACGACCGUACCCUGGACGGACAAGUCAUCGAACGCAUUCCGCAUCCUGCUCCAAAUUCUCAAGUGCGCGAUCUUCGGCGCGUUGAUCUCGUUCAAUCGCUCGAUAGGGCUGAACGAGAUCGUCCGAGUCGUCAUCGGCGCCGUCAUCAUCGUCGUCGAGGCGGUCAUCGUCAUCGCCUUGUUCGCGUUAUUGAUCGUCGACCUCGUGUGGAUUUUGAUCGAACUUGUUCGAGGGAUACGUACUCGGCGGAAGAUGAAGCAGCGAGGAUCUGGCGAGGUCGUUGAUGACAAGGUGAUGGCAGAGCAGGGUGAUGGCACCGUUGUCGGGGGAUCCAAAAGACCGAGUGAGGAAGGGGCGCGAACAUUGGUGAUGCAACGUUCCAGAGGGGUCGAAGAGGAAGCUCCAAUGGUCUCAUCCUCGCUGGGUGCCCCUUCCUUCUUGUCCAAGGCUACACCUUCCUCCUCCACAGUGGACGACGAGGCAUCCUCAGCGGCCCAGACGACAACGACGAUGCGUGGAUCAAACUCGGGGGCGCUUCACCCCUCUUUAUGGUCCCAUACGUGA